AUGGCUGUACCGGAGGACUCGACAGCAUAUCCCUGGAGGGACACGACCGCUUAUAUACUGUUGCAGUUCGAAUGGGAAGAAGCAGGGAGCGGAGUUGAUGGACCAGCAAACGCCUUGGGACGGGAACUCCGGAGCGACUUCGUCGAUACAUCCGGGUACCCAGAUCUUUCGGUCUAUGUGAACUACGCACAUGGAGACGAGACAGUCGAGCAGAUAUACGGCGCAGAAAAGCUAUCACAUUUGGCCCAGAUAAAGUCGGUCUGGGACCCGGAUAACGUUUUCGCUUACUUCAACCCUUUGCCUGCAACAUAUCCUUGA
Anthostomella pinea is the source of this 318-nucleotide messenger RNA. The record is from the annotation of a GenBank genome assembly. NCBI's taxonomy places the organism in Eukaryota, Fungi, Ascomycota, Sordariomycetes, Xylariales, Xylariaceae.